Messenger RNA from Lathyrus oleraceus (garden pea), 1596 nucleotides. RefSeq lists its product as uncharacterized. Lineage: Eukaryota; Viridiplantae; Streptophyta; Magnoliopsida; Fabales; Fabaceae. The coding region runs from base 1 to 1596 and encodes 531 amino acids. The record is from RefSeq and is a predicted model, not a curated record. The transcript is spliced from 4 exons.
AUGCCACAACAUCAAACUACUUCUGCUUCAAAAACUACUAAGUCUACUCAAAAGGUUAGCGCUCCUUCCAUGGACAUUCCCGAUGAUGAGAUUCUGGAUGUGGUUCCUCUAUUAGUUAUUCCUUGCGAGGCCCUUGAUUUGAACCAUCCCAUGGAUGCCUCAGCUUCUACAUGCCCCAAUCAAGGUAACAUCUCUAGUAUCCCUUCUGGCUCUACUCCUGUGACUAAUUCUAAGGAAGAUAUACACCACAUUGAUCGUGUUAUAAGAAACCUAGUCACUAGAAUCCUUAAUGAAGGACAUUCUGUGAAGGGAGUCUCUACUCCUCUGUCUAAAAUGCACCCCUCUCCCGAGGUUGAACAACAUAGAAAAUUUGUGGCAUCUAAAACUGCCAAUGCUUCCCACUCUAAGAAGCAGGAUAAUGUAAACGAUGUGAUUGACCUAGAGGAUGAUAGGUCUGAUGAUAAAGAGGAUAGCUUACUUCAUCAUUUAAAGCCAAGUGUGGCUAAAUACAUGAAGACUCGAAAAGGAAGAUUUGUGCCUGAACUUAUGUCAGCUAGAAAAGCUAAGAAGAUUGCUGGUAUUGGGCCCUCCAAAUCUUGGAGAAAGGUUGAAGUGAAGAAGAGGAAGGUUGGAGAAGAUUUUGAGUCUGAAGAGGGUGUUGAGGAAGAUGUCCCUGACACCUCUCCUGUGAAGAAAACCAUUGUGAGGAAGUCUCAUGUUAAAGUUGUUGUUGUGCAUUUGGAUAACAUCUCUUUACAUCUUAAGGAUGGAGCUGCCAAGUGGAAAUUUGUGAUUCAAAGAAGGGUGGCUGUGGAAAGGGAGUUGGGAAAGGAUGUUGUUGAAGUCAAGGAGGUCAUGGACUUGAUAAAGGUUGUUAGGUUGUUGAAGACUGUGGCUGGGUUCUCUCAAUGCUAUGAGGGUGAAUUGGAAGCUACAGACAAUGAGGUAUGUAGAGAGAUUACAGCUAGGCAGGUGAAAGGUUGGCCUAUUAAAAAACAUCUUCCUGCUGGGAAGUUGAUUGUCAAGUAUGCUAUAUUGCAUAAAAUAGGAGCUGAAAAUUGGGUGCCUACCAACCAUAUUUCCACCAUUGCUAAUACCCUUGGAAGGUUCAUUUUUGUUGUUGGAACCAAAGUGAAUUUUGACUAUGGUAGAUUUAUGUUUGAACAAAUCAUCAAGCAUGCAUCUACUAAUGCAAUUAAGCUUCAUAUUUCCUUUCCCUCUAUGAUCUGUGGGAUUAUCCUGAAUCAACACCCUGGUAUUCUAUGUUCUAAUGACUUACCAAGUAGAAAAAAACCUGUUAUGUAUGUGCACUAUAAACUGUUUAAAGGCAGUCAUGUCGAAGAUAUUGUCAUGACAUCUGCCAUGAAAAAGCCAACCUCAAAAGUUGGAACAAUUGCUGAGCUUAAGGAGACUUGUAAAGAGCUGGGUGAAGGGAUAAGGGUAGCAACAUCUAGGAAACAACCAUUGGAAGCCUUGAUUGCAAGCUUGGAGCAAGCUGAAGGUGAAAAUAUUGAACAUGCUAAGGAAGUUGAAACCCACACCUCUAGUGAGAGCUUGCUUACAGCUGAUUAUGUACUUGGUUUUGUAACCCUUUAA